Trypanosoma conorhini is the source of this 648-nucleotide messenger RNA. RefSeq names its product glutamine-dependent carbamoyl-phosphate synthetase. The coding region runs from base 1 to 648 and encodes 215 amino acids. The transcript has a single exon. NCBI's taxonomy places the organism in Eukaryota, Euglenozoa, Kinetoplastea, Trypanosomatida, Trypanosomatidae. The record is from RefSeq and is a predicted model, not a curated record.
AUGGAGGCUAUCCAGCAUGCAUUACAGCAGAAGCCGGUGCAUCACCGUCCCGUUCUCAUGUUUCUUGAGCAGUUACCGCUUAAUUGUUCUGCCAGUCGUUUUACUGGGCGAGCCAACAUGUUUAAAAGAUGUGAGGACUUGGCCGCACCGGUUGUGGUGCCAUUGUAUCGGCGUGUGCUCGCGGCAAUGGCCUGGCAGUUAAAUAUCCCUGUGAUUCCAACCCAGCAUUUCUUUAAGUGCAAUUCUACAUACUGUACGCUCUCCGACGGGGUUCACCUAGAUCCUCCAUGCAUGAUGCUGAUGCAGCAGCACAUUUGGAAUACGUAUUUGCUGCUCCGCAGAGCAAAGGUGAUCCAAGGGCCGCCGACAGGGAGUGGGCGGCUGCCCAACGCCAUGCGUUUUGUGAAGGAGGAGACGUACAUGGAGUGGCUACUUCGAACGGAUGAAUAUGAUACGGGGGACAAGAAUAAGCGCUAUCCGUUCCGUGGGUUUACUGUGACCCUCCGCCUCGUCGUCCUCUUGCUCUGGUUGUUUCAAUUGGCUCGCAUUUUCGGAAGAUGCGUGUUAUCCCGCCUGGAGAAGCGGUACCCUCUCAGCCGCGGCACACGUUUGAAAGAUGGUCCGAAAGGCAGCAGCGACACGGCGUGA